Messenger RNA from Ectocarpus sp. CCAP 1310/34, 2767 nucleotides. The record is from the annotation of a GenBank genome assembly. NCBI's taxonomy places the organism in Eukaryota, Phaeophyceae, Ectocarpales, Ectocarpaceae.
GGAGCUCGGAGCUCGGAGCUCGGAGCCCAGAGCCCAGAGUCUGACGCAACAUGCUGAGAGAGUUGGCCACACACAGGUAGUGCCAGCAGAGGUAGUGGGCGUGCUCCGUAAGCGUUCGCACCACACUUGGCAAGAUCGGCAAGUUGGACCGCCUCCCCGUCAGGAAGGGGCGAGACAACAAUUUGUUUGGUUUCGAGAGAGCAGGCAUAUCCCCAUAACCCCUCACUCCUCGUGUCUAUCCCAAUUUAACAUCGGACUUGUCCGAUCCGAGGGCGGAGGAACUCCCGCUCCUCGUCUGGUCUUCUUCCGGUUUUAAGUUGCACGGCAGGGCGCCAGGGCGUGUCCAAGGGAGGCAACCUACAGAGGAGUACAUUGUCUAGUCACCGAUCCUAUACCGUGAGGAUUUUUACAGGGAGGACCAGUUGGAGAGAAGGCAGGUUCGACUUAAUGAGGCAUACCGCGGCAUUCGUGUGGCUGGCUUGCGCUUGCGGCCUGGAGCAGCGCUUCUCGGCGGCAGCAGCAGCAGCAGCAGCAGCAGCAGCAGCAGCAGCAGGCUCAUCAGGCAGCACGAACACCCACAACCAAGAAGGGGUGCCCUUGGCGCAGAGAGUGUCAGCUACUCCGACGACCGAACGGGGGCCUUUAGGCCUCAGCUUGAAAGGAAAUGCGGGAGUAUCCGCAUCGAGAACACCCGGUGUUAUAACGCAUCGAAACACGGGCGCUGCGGAGGGUGAAGGUGAAGAAUCUCAUGUUGGGGAGGGAAAGGGGGAGGGUAGGGGAGAGGGGGACAACAACGCGCCUGAGCUACAUGGGUCACUGGAGGAAACGCAACAAGAUCCGGUACUUCCUGAGGAGGAGGAGGAGGAGGCGGAGGAGGGUAGCGGUCCUAUUGCAGAGAUAGAGGGGAUGGACGAGCACUGGACGCAGCACGCUUCUGUGGCGCAGCCACCUGGUGCAGUGUUGGAAAACGCCCGCUCAGUGUACUCGGAGAUCUCCACCGAAAUUCUGACGAGGUGGGGUUACAAGUACGCCAACACGCCACUGUUCUCCGGAGGGAUGAAGUUCUCGGACGGGGGCAAGGUCGUAGAGAACAAGAUGCUCAACGCUGUUGUUGAGCAAGAGGGCUUCCUCGCGGCCUUCACAGGCGAGGAACGCCGACUAUCGGACUGCCAUUUUUUUGUCACAGGAGUCUCCACAACAGCCGGGCACGACUGCCUAUUCGAGCAGAGCUACCCCGUUCUGCUCAACGAAACGUUCGGCAGGCUUAUGGCCGCGACGGGCGUGAAGUUCGAGGCGAUCAACGUGGCCAUGGGGAACACGCGCGUGGCACCCUAUAGCUACUGCGUGGAAGCACACGCGGGUCUUGAGGCGGACCUCAUAUCGUGGGAUAUGACAUUGAUGGUCGUUAGCAACGAGUGCGGGAAGGCCGCCGCGGGCAUCGAACUGUUUCUCAGAAGCGCCACCGUCCUUCCCAAACGUCCGGUCGUGCUCCUGAUGGAUGCAACGCCCAACCAGAUGUCGCCUAGGUCCCUUGUUCCCGAGAUCACGUGCGGGGACGAAAUGUUUGCGCACGAACGCCUCUUCAACGUCACGGAGAAGGACUUUCCGCGCCCCGUGGGCUGGCACGCGGGACCUACCGGGCACCUACUUGUCGCCGAUAUGCUCUUCAUGGCGUACGCCGAGGUGUUCCUGCGCGCGCUCGAGCGGCUGAACGGGGUCAAGCCAGGCAUCACGGCCGCCGGCCUACGACAGCUAGACGCUCUCUCUGCCAAUGGCAGGCUGAAGCUCAGGGAGUCCCUCGGUUUGGGUGGUGGGGGCGCGACCGAUAUCCCUCCUGAUCCUCAUGGAGAAGCGACCGCCGCAGACAGCCGAAGCGACAGCAACAACUAUCCUGCUUUCAUGGGCGGAGGGCGGGGGGACAUCCUCCCCCCUCCGUCGUGGUGCAAAGACUAUAGGUUUUGCCAAGGGGCCGGCAGCUACAGGUGUGCCAACACGUACUCCCCGCUGGCGGGCAAGAACGGGUCGAGACUGUUGGACAUGGUGUCGGAGAACACCCCGGUGGUUCUGAACCGGAACAGAUCGGAGUACUUCGUGGAGCCCUCCCAAGGGCACUGGGCGGUAACGCUCAACGAGGAAGCGCAGAGCAUCAAGGACUACCUGAAAGUUUCGCCGCCGAGGGGUUUUCACCACCCGAUCGAUCACAAGUGGGUUCUCGUCGGUGAUGCGGCGGCGGGGCCCAUCGAGUUCGAGUUCGAGACUCUCGGGAUCCCUCCGGCGGGGAGACAUAGGCAACGGCGAGUAGAGGUGGAAGAAGGAGAAGAACAAGAGGAUGCUCACACGUUUAGAAGUAGUGCCAGGCGGGAAGAACCCGCGUCGGAGAGUCCCGGCACAAACGAAGAGUUUAGCAAUAGCGCCGGCGUUGACGCCACAAAGACGAGGCCGUCGGAGGACGUCACGGACUUCGACUCGCGGGUGACGGUCUGCAAGCCGGACUUCAUCGACCGCGUCCAGUUCAACGAAACCUCGGGGGUCAGGUUCAGCGUCGAUGGGAUCCAAGUGGAAACUACUGUGGAGCUGGUCCAAGUCGGCCUUCACGCGCAAUCCUGUGCUCUUCUAGAUGUGGCAGUGGGGGUAGGCCGUCACACUGUGAAGGUGGAACCGCUCAAGGAAGGGGAACCCUAUGUGGCGAUCUCCCAUCUUUUGUAUCCAGCGUGACCCGAAGCCGGAGGGCUGUACACCCUACAGUGACCCCAAGGACGCCUCACUA